Chinchilla lanigera (long-tailed chinchilla) is the source of this 1828-nucleotide messenger RNA. RefSeq names its product aminopeptidase-like 1 (gene Npepl1). Gene Ontology annotation, molecular function: manganese ion binding; metalloaminopeptidase activity. Gene Ontology annotation, cellular component: cytoplasm. Gene Ontology annotation, biological process: proteolysis. Lineage: Eukaryota; Metazoa; Chordata; Mammalia; Rodentia; Chinchillidae. The record is from RefSeq and is a predicted model, not a curated record.
CUCUGGCAGGCUGCUCUGGCCACGCUCAAUCCCAACCCCACGGACAGCUGUCCCCUCUACCUGAACUACGCCACCGUGGCGGCCUUGCCCUCCAGGGUGAGCCGGCACAACAGCCCCUCGGCUGCCCACUUCAUCACCCGGCUGGUGCGGACCUGCUUGCCCCCCGGAUCCCAGCGCUGCAUCCUGAUGGUCUGCGAGCAGUCGGACAUCUUCGCAUCCGCCUGCGCCCUGGCCCGGGCCUUCCCGCUCUUCACCCACCGCUCAGGGGCUUCCCGUCGCUCGGAGAAGAGGACUGUCACAGUGGAGUUUUUCCUGGUGGGACAGGACAACGGGCCAGUGGAGGUGUCCACAUUGCAAUGCUUAGCAAAUGCCACGGAAGGUGUGCGGCUGGCAGCCCGCAUUGUGGACACGCCCUGCAAUGAGAUGAACACAGACAUCUUCCUUGAGGAGAUUAACAAGGUUGGAAAAGAGCUGGGAAUUGCCCCAACCAUCAUCCGGGAUGAGGAGCUGAAGACAAGAGGAUUUGGAGGGAUCUACGGUGUCGGCAAGGCUGCCCUGCACCCCCCUGCUCUGGCCGUCCUCAGCCACACCCCCGACGGCGCCACGCAGACCAUCGCGUGGGUGGGCAAGGGCAUCGUCUAUGACACCGGGGGCCUCAGCAUCAAAGGGAAGACCACCAUGCCAGGCAUGAAGCGAGACUGCGGGGGUGCUGCGGCCAUCCUGGGGGCCUUCAGAGCCGCCAUCAAGCAGGGCUUCAAAGACAACCUGCAUGCCGUGUUCUGCUUGGCAGAGAAUGCAGUGGGGCCCAACGCCACCAGGCCAGAUGACAUCCACCUGCUGUACUCAGGAAAGACUGUAGAAAUCAACAACACAGAUGCGGAGGGCAGGCUGGUGCUGGCCGAUGGUGUAUCUUACGCCUGUAAAGACCUGGGAGCUGACAUCAUCCUGGACAUGGCCACGCUGACUGGGGCUCAGGGCAUCGCCACGGGGAAGUACCACGCAGCAGUGCUCACGAACAGCGCUGAGUGGGAAGCGGCCUGUGUGAAGGCCGGCCGCAAGUGUGGGGACCUGGUGCACCCCCUGGUCUACUGCCCCGAGCUGCACUUCAGCGAGUUCACUUCGGCCGUGGCUGACAUGAAGAACUCCGUGGCGGACCGUGACAACAGCCCCAGUUCCUGUGCUGGCCUCUUCAUUGCUUCGCACAUCGGCUUCGACUGGCCCGGGGUCUGGGUCCACCUGGACAUCGCCGCGCCGGUGCAUGCUGGCGAGCGAGCCACUGGCUUUGGCGUGGCCCUUCUGCUGGCGCUGUUCGGCCGAGCCUCCGAGGACCCCUUGCUGAACCUGGUGUCCCCCCUGGGCUGUGAGCCUGACGUAGAGGAGGGCGAUGUGGGGAGGGACUCCAAGAGACGCAGGCUUGUGUGAGGCGAGUGUCGGCCUCAGCCUGGUGACACAGGGCUCUUUACCUCACUUUGCACUGAUGAAUUUUAAGCAGUUGAAAGAUUAGACCUUCCGGUGGGUUCCGGCUUGUUUUCGGUUUGUCACUGGUGGUGAUGGAAACGGUCCAUUCGUACAUCUUGGAAGGCAGGCUGGGCUCUGGCGGGGGCCACAGCAGGCGCUGGGGGGCAUGGGGGCUUGUUUCUGUGUGAGUGACCCGCAGGUGUCCCCCGGUGGCUUCAACACUGUACCCUCCCUGGGCCCUCUCGUGCAGCCUGGGCCCACAGCUUCCCACCUGAACCAUGCUUGCUGGGGGGGCCCCACCUUGUCUCGGGGGAGUCCGUGCUGGCUCCUUGAAUUCACUUGAAGUUGGAUUAAAUGCCGUCAUGCCACA